Malassezia globosa CBS 7966 is the source of this 3372-nucleotide messenger RNA. RefSeq lists its product as uncharacterized. Bases 1 to 3372 code for a protein of 1123 amino acids. Gene Ontology annotation, biological process: protein secretion. The record is from RefSeq and is a predicted model, not a curated record. Lineage: Eukaryota; Fungi; Basidiomycota; Malasseziomycetes; Malasseziales; Malasseziaceae. The transcript has a single exon.
AUGCUACAUGAACAACACCAUGUGCUUCAAGCAGCAUCGAUCCUCACGGGCGACCGCGACAUUGAGUUAGGCAUUCGCAAACUUGCCAAAGGCUCCGCUUGUGUAGAUCAUGUGCUGCAGCGCCGACUCGAGCUGUUUCUUGACAGUGGCGCCUCUCUCUCACCACCUGAGUAUCUGCUCAGCAUGCGUGCGUCAGUCCAAUGGCUAACUGGUGUGUGGGCAUGGACGUGUGCGCUCGAGAUUCAUCGGUUAGCUGAGUCUCACGAAGCGCCCACGCAAAAAGAAGCCGCCCCAAUUCUUGGUGUGAGAGACUUGAAUAUGCUAAAAAAACUCGUGACCGUAUCAUUCGCAUGGCUCAUCAUCCCUGCAAUAUUGGCCUUCGAUGCUGCAUAUCCAUCACCACCGUGUCUUGACGAGCUUGUCUCGGCUUUUCGUACACUUUUACACAAGAAUACCUCUCGAUCCAGCAGCUUGACGGCCUUACCUGAUUCGCCCAUGGCACAUACGGACGUGGCCAUCCUGGUGAUGCGCAUGUACUUUGUGGAUGUACUUCGUGUGCUGAUUCGCCUGGCCUAUGGCUGCAGUUCUGCGCACGCGCAUGCUCUGCUUGAUGCUCUCCUAGAAGCCCUGCCGACAAUGUCCGUGCUUACGGCCCUUCGGAGUGUUCCGAUGCCUAGUGCGCUCGCUUCGUCUGCAUCGGCAACUUCUGGCGAGGAAUCGCAGUCGAAGCGGCCGCUACAGCCACCACCUCGUUUCGUUCGCGAGCAAUGUGCUCGCCUGCUGUCGUUGCAGCUUCUGCGCCCGUCCGGCACACGUUCGUUGCUUAUUGCCAUGCUGGGUGCAAACGAGCACGAUAUGCUUAGUGGUGACAUGGACCUCGAGUCGAACGACGGCGACGCUUCUCUCGCGCGCCUCGAUAGCGUCGCUAAGCUCUUAUGCACGCCACCGAAAGGUAUGCGCCGCACCACCUACUACAUGGACAUGGUACCUCAUAUCCUAUCUGUGCUUGAUCCCGUCACGCCACCAGGGACAACCCCUGUCCAUGGAAUACAUCGUCGAGCUGCUGCUCUGUCCUGCGUGCGCAUGUUUGAGACUGAUUCACAUGCGAUGUGCGCGGCUAUGCAAACACACGUCUGGAAUGUCCUUCUGCCGACGCCUGGCGAGUCGCCGCCGUCCUCUGCGUCUGCCGUUGACUCGGCCUUACGGCAGCAGUACGCAGCCAUGAUAUUAGCGCCACCUGCACCACACUGGAUCCACGCAUUGUGUGGGCCAGUGCUGAGUCGGUUCCUCGCACUCGACACGCACCUUCAUGCGCCAUCUAGCACGCCGCGCAUCGUCGACGCCGUGCGUGAGAGUCAUGCAAAGAGCCUGGAUGAGUGUCUAUCUACCUGGCUCAGACUCGACAGCGACGAGGGAAUCAUACGUCUGUUGCACGACGCUCUGCGACAGGCUCUGAACGAGUCGUGGCACUGGCAGGAUACUCCGCAGGGCGUAAGCCUUGUACAGUCUUCGGCCUCAGAGAUGGACGUCGCAUCACUUCUCGAGCGGCCUGCAUCAUUAGAGCGUGUGCUCCGACCGGAGUCGUUGGACGAUGAACCACACAUGCCCGAGGGUCUCUCGCGCACGUUUGCAUGGACAAUUGACCCUGCCCGAGUCUGUGAUAUUUUGCACCGUGCGAAGCGUACAUCCGUGGCUAGUGCUCUAGUUCUCGAUGCGAUGGAGGAGCAUCGGCGCACGCGUAGCAAGAGGAUCUCAGGACUUACACACGAUGAUCCUAUAACGCUCGAGCGGCACGCCGUGUACUUCCUUCAACUCAUCUUCCAGCUGCUCUCAACGUUUGGCCAAGACUUGCUGCAAGGCGACAUUGAGCGUGUUCUGCACUUGGUUGACUUUGCAUGUCAGGAUGAAUCGGCCUUAGACACCGAGCUGUGCAACACGGCGCUUGAGCUUCUCCUUGCUCUGCUGGAACAGAACACUACGCUGACACCAGCAUCGACGCCGUUGCUGCGCGUCAUUUUCGACAAGAUUGAACGCCUCCGCGAUGCGCCGAACCUCGACACACGGGCGCUGAGUCAGGAACUCGCCCUAACACUCUCUGCGAGAAUGAAGCACGUCUCCCUCGCAUCUAGUGCUCCUGCUGCAGUUGAUCAGGCGGCUUGCUCCAAGACACCGAAUGACAGGGCCGCGACUUUACCCGACUACCUGUGCGUGUAUGAAGAGGCACUGCAGUCACUUCAAGACCCCAUUCUUCCCGUUCGUGCACAUGGGCUGCACUUGCUUACACGGCUUGUAUCAACAGAAACACGACUGCAUUCGGCACCAUGUUAUGGCCAUGAGCUCGACCCUGCGCUUGUGCCAGCGAUAUUAGACUUGUUUCUUCGAGCGAUCCAGGAUGACGAGAGUUUUCUCUAUUUGAAUGCGGUACAAGGCCUUUCACAAAUGGCCACGGGCUGGCGCGAAGCCGUGCUUCGUCCUCUGAUGGCUAUCUAUGUUGGUGGGGACAAGACCAGUGAUGGAAUAGCACAUACUGUGGCCUAUGGAAACACGUUGUCUCAACGUGAAACAGAUCAACGGCUGCGCAUCGGUGAGGCGAUGCUGCAAGUGCUCCAGCAUCUCGGUGAGGCAGCGGUGUCAGAGUUGCCCCACAUUGUCCCACCGCUCUUGACAGCCGUACGCAACCCCGUUUUUCCAGCAUCUCUCCGCAGUUCCUUCAUCUCUAUUCUCGGCACCUUGGUCGAGACCGCCCCCCAAGCACUUGCCGCGAAUGGCGUGUCGAUUGAGAUGGUUCGUAUGUGCACGGAGCUCCUGCAAGGCACAACGGAGCGGCGUCCCAUGCGGCGGCGUGAAAGGGUACGAGCAAUGGUGCAUGGCACGGAUGCACUGGGCCAGCGGACAGAGCGUCGUCUGGGCGGAUCAGAUGACGAAGAUGAACUUGACGCUGAUGACGACGGUGGCGCUCGUGACGGGACAUCUUCGACAAUGUCUAUGGCUCAUCGAGAAGAAACAAGCGGCAUAGAUACUGAUGUUCAUCGACCAACAUUGCGCCGCUCUGCUUUGCUUCUUCUGACUUGGUUACUCCAAAAGACUGUGCAGCAAUUGGAUGAGUACCACGAAGCGUGCAGACGUGACGUGGAUCACGUGGAUGCACCACUUACUGCACUACGACUUCCUGGUGGUGGUAUGCUGCCGGACUUGGGAGGGCGCCCAAAGCCCGUGCUGCCUCCGCUGCUUGUGCCUGUGGACACGCUCAGUUCGUUCGUCCCGAUCGUAUCGUAUAUGGCACAAGAGGAUGCCGAUGAAAUCGCACGCAUUCAGGCACGCGACUGUCUCGACUUUGUUGAUCGAGUCAAGACGGCCUUCUUAGGUGGAUAG